AUGCCAAACCCAACAGAGGAAGAUAUUUCAAAUUGGCUUAUCGAAAACCCACAAAGAUUAAACCUCGCAAACAUCGGUCUCUUCUUCGGCGGAGAUAAUGUCACAGAGAACCAGCUGGUAGAAAAGUCUCAAGAUCUGGAUCUUUGGGCAGGUACAAUCCAGUCUACCUUCCGCUACAAGGGGUCAGAGGUAUCUGUAGAGGUCUGGUGUCAUCCAACACUGCCUACUGUGGGUAUCCAGAUCAAGUCCGAUCUUCUAGAAUCUCGCGAUCUGGGGGUUUUCUUUGACUUCCCUUACUCCGACACUAACAAGUUCGACGCCCCAUAUGUGGGCGUGUGGAACGACACCUCUCAUAAUAUCGUCAAAUUGCGCUCUACUGCCGGUAUGGCUUCCUUCGAGCAUAUUAUCGACAGCAAUAGCAAUGAGAUCAUGGCCAAAUGGAACACGGAGGCUUCCGUUUCCGGCCCUCUACCAGGUUCAAACAAGUUCGUUCUCAGCUCUUCGGGAUCCGAUACUUUGCAGCUCGUGGUUGCCUUCGAUACGGCCAAUUCUCAAUAUAAACUCCCAUCCUAUGACAAUAUUGUCGCGGCGUCCAAAGAGUGGUGGGCUGACUAUUGGGUAUCCGGCGCAUUCAUUGACCUCUCAGCAACCGAAAAUGCCAAUGCAACAGAGCUUCAGCGUCGUAUUAUCCUCUCGCAGUAUCUUGUCGCCGUAAACGAAGCGUCGCAUAACCCUCCACAAGGUUCGUGCCAGGUCCCUCUUGUUUCCGGUCCUUUGGAUGUUAACUUUAUUUUAAAGAGUCAGGUAUUGGGCCCCCAUAGCUGCGCUGCCUAUAUCUUAGCCGUGCCACUUACAGAACUUCAUAUAGGGUUGGUAAAUAACGGAUGGUACGGCAAGUUUCACGUAAGUUUCGUUCACGUCGGCCACAAAGAGCGGCUCGGAUCCGAUCCCUCAUCUGCUAGGGAGUCUUGGACAUUCAACUGA
This is a messenger RNA of Penicillium lagena, 984 nucleotides long. RefSeq lists its product as uncharacterized. The record is from RefSeq and is a predicted model, not a curated record. Bases 1 to 984 code for a protein of 327 amino acids. Lineage: Eukaryota; Fungi; Ascomycota; Eurotiomycetes; Eurotiales; Aspergillaceae. The transcript has a single exon.